CACCGCAUUACAGUUACCGUGGAGACCACUCAACAAAGCUUGUCUAGUUGUUUUGGUUGGAGAGCUUGGCUAGCUAGAGGAUAAAUACUAGCCAGUUACCUAGCUAACUUACAAUAAGUACACAAACAUAACAAGCAUCUGCACCACCAUGGCUCACGUUAGGACAUACAGACCAGACGUCCGUGUUGGAAACUGGAGGGAGGACGUUACAUUGGAGGAGGACACACUGAAGGACUUCUUGGAUAGGAAGGAGAGGGGAGAGCUGAUGGUGCAGAAAACUGGGUUCCUCAAACAAAACAUCCUCAAACAGGUUAACCUGUCUGUUUCUGUGGGAGGUGCAGUGUGUUUUGGUGAUGUUGUGAUGCUGGUGAAUGUGUGCGGAGACAACAGCUGCUCAGUCAGCAUCUACGCUGACCUGACCAACGUGGGGGAGGGGCCUAGUCCAGCCAUUCAGGCUCCCUGUGGGGUCAGUGGGGGGAGGAGUCUGCAGCCAUGCACACGCAACGCAUUCAUCAUCAGCAGUGUGGAUGGCAGUGCAGAGGGAGAGCCUCUGCGCUAUAAUCAGAGUUUCGCCCUCAGAACAACUAGUGGCUUUGCUGGAGGGUUGUAUCUGACGAGUGACCACAAGACCUUCCAUAAGUGUGCCAAGAAGUCCCGCCUCCAGGAAGUGAUCAUGGAGCAUCAGGCUAACUUCCUGUCCUGGUGGAAGGUUCUACACAAUGACCCUCAGGAAAGACUGGAGCAUGAGGGGCUGCCUGUUCCUGCCAACAGUAAAGUGCUCAUCUCCCACUGCAAGACCAACCAGGCUCUGGCUGUUCUAGGACAACACAUCCUGUGGACUCCGUAUGGUAAAGAUUACACUGGUAGUAGUAGCAGUAAUAGUAGUAGUAUUUUUGUAGUAGUAGUAAGUAGUAGUACUACAGUAGUAAUAUUGUGGAUUAUUGUGGCUAACAGGGCUCCAUAUGGUAAAGAAUACGAGACAGCAGAAGUAGUAGUAAUCCCUAAAAUGGCGCCGGAGAAGAAGGCAGAUGUUUUACAUGCCCCCAACCUAUUGUGUUUUUUUGUUCAUUUAUCUGCGUUGUUUUUUACUUAUUUUGUACAUAAUGUUGCCGCUACCGUCUCUUAUGACCGAAAAUAACUUCUGGACAUCAGG
Oncorhynchus mykiss (rainbow trout) is the source of this 1153-nucleotide messenger RNA. The record is from RefSeq and is a predicted model, not a curated record. NCBI's taxonomy places the organism in Eukaryota, Metazoa, Chordata, Actinopteri, Salmoniformes, Salmonidae.